GUUAUCGUGUCUGCAUGGACUGCACUUGUGGUGGCAUUAGAAUGCUGAAAAAAAUCCUAAAAAAGUGGCGAGGCAUUUUUUUCGAGGAAGGGUUGAAAUUUGACACCAGGUCUCUUUCUUUCUGCCGAGUCCUCGCCUGUGGACGUUUUGUCGAGAGUUACAGCGAGCUUUAGCCUCACCAUCGCGGAAAGCGAGCGAACUCUUUUGAUCUGCUUUCGAACUCCUGUUUGAAACGCGUUUGAAGUUGUUGUUUUUUCUUUGAUGUUUUUAGAGUGUGUGUGAAACCGUUAGGGCGCAGAAGUACCGCGCGCUGAGGUUUUCUUUCUCAGCACAGCCGUCUACGUCUCAGUCUAAAGGAGGAGCGCCACAUCUGUGAACUCCUGGGGAAUCCGCUGGAACGGGAGGAAAGACGGACAAACAUCCGUCUCUGUUCUUUGUGUUUCGUCCUUUUCCCCGUUUUUUGUUUGUUUGUUUUUCUCUUUUCGCGGGACGCACCGGGGAGAAUGUAAAAUCGGUUUGUUUUACUGAGGAGUGAUUGUUUUUGCCAACUGAGACUAAGGAUGUCGAGCUCUGGGAAGAAUGUGCUCCCUGUACUGGUUGUUUUGGGGAUUUUGCUUUGCACCAGCAAUGGUGUGGCACAGGGUCAGGAAGAGGACCAGGAGAGGUCUUGUCAAGGUGCCUUCGACCUGUAUUUUGUCCUUGACAAGUCAGGAAGUGUUAAACACCACUGGCAUGAGAUCUACUCAUUUGUCGAGAGUUUGGCUGAGAAGUUCAUCAGCCCCUUGCUUCGAAUGUCCUUCAUCGUGUUUUCGAGCAGAGGAAACACAAUAAUGAAGCUGACCGAAAACAGGGAGCACAUAACCAAAGGCCUGAAUGUCCUGAAAAGAGAAAUCCCAGGAGGAGAUACGUUCAUGCACCUUGGCCUGCAAAAGGCGAAUGAACAAAUUUAUCAUGAGAAUUUUGGCAAAGCAAGUGUGAUUAUUGCAUUAACGGAUGGGGAACUCAAUGAGCAACAACUUGAAUUUGCACAACGGGAGGCUGCCAGAGCCAGAACCUUGGGAGCCAUCGUGUAUUGUGUCGGAGUGAAAGAUUUCAAUGAGACGCAGCUCGCUACCAUCGCAGACACCAUCGAGCACGUGUUUCCUGUGACAGGAGGAUUCCAAGCUCUCAGAGGCGUGAUUGACUCGAUUAUCAGAAAAUCCUGUAUUGAGAUCUUGGCAGUGGAGCCUUCCAGCGUGUGCGCAGGAGAGUCGUUCCAAGUGGUGGUUCGAGGCAACGGCUUUUUGCACGCCCGAAAAAUAGACCAGGUGCUGUGCAGCUUCAAGAUCAACGAUACUGUCACCUUAAACGUACGGCCGGCCGAUAUAGAAGACACGUACAUGCUGUGUCCAGCGCCGAGUAUAAGUGAGGUUGGAAAGGUGGUAUAUCUCCAAGUGAGCAUGAAUGAAGGUCUGUCGUUCAUCACCAGCUCUGUGCACAUCACCACAACCGAAUGUUUUGACGGCACUAUUCUUUUGAUCACCCUCCUGGUCCUGUUCCUGUUGCUGGCGUUGUUGUUCAUGUGGUGGUUCUGGCCCCUGUGCUGCACAGUAGUUAUCAAAGAGCCCCCUCCACCACCACCCCCACAGCCAGAGUCAGACGAUGAGGACGGUAUGCCAAAGAAGAAAUGGCCCACUGUUGAUGCUUCAUACUAUGGGGGACGAGGAGUUGGAGGAAUUAAACGAAUGGAGGUCCGCUGGGGUGGGAAGGGAUCCACUGAAGAGGGCGCCAAGCUGGAGAAACCCAAAAACGCAGUGGUGAAAAUGCCGGAGCAAGAGUUUGAACCCUUUGAACCCAAGCCUAAAAAACACGGAAACAAGAAUGCUCCUCAGAACAGGAAGUGGUACUCCCCAAUUAGGGGUAAACUUGAUGCACUUUGGGCUCUGUUUCGCCGCGGUUACGACCAAGUUUCACUUAUGAGACCACAGCCUGGAGAUCAUGGACGAUGCAUCAACUUCACCAGGGUGAAAGAGGAGGCAGCAAAGGCCCCACCCAGUGCUCAAACCCCACCCCCACCUCCUCCUGACUACUGCCAGGCACCACCUCCUGUAAGUCCACUUCCUCAGUGUCCACCCCCGAAAGCACCCAACGGAGUCCCGGGUCCGCCUCCUUCCCGAGCUCCGCCCACUGCCCCGUGUCCGCCUCCUUCUCGACCCCCUCCCAAACCCUGAGAUCCUACAUUAAGAGCAUCAGUUUGAUUUUUUCCAGCUAAAAUAUGCUCCUCUCACCAAAGAAUAAUACACACAAAAAUAUUUAUCAGCGUCAGAUAGCCUAUAGUAUGUGCUUUGUUGCUGGACAGCAAAAAAAUAAAAAAUAUUGUAACAAUAUCAACAAAUGCAAUAAAGGAAAGAUGCUAAUAUCAACUACUGAAUAUACCACAAGUGACAGAGACAGUUUAGGGUACAUGUUUUUUUUUGCCUCUUAGAAAAGGUUGAAAAAAUAAUCCCCUCAUUUUAAUCACAUUUUAGCUCGAAAAGAGCUGAUAAUAAUAAUAAUAAUAAUAAGGAAACAGUACAAUCAUUCAGGUUCUCGUGCUGUCAGCCCUGAGUCUUUGAUCACACCUUCUCUUGUGAAAAGAUAAAUGAAAAGAUGGGAAAUGGUGAAGAAUGAGAAAUUUUUUAAAACAAAAAAAAGAAUUUUUAAAUCAUUCAUUUACUGCAUAUUCUCUCAGGUUAUCCUUUCGAUCAAAAGAAGAACAUGUAUCGCAAGUUAUGAUCAUGCAAGAAUAAAUGCAAGUUGCACAGAUGUCAUGUGUGUUUAAAGUUUUAUCCAAAGGUUUGUCAGGCCGAGGCUUUUGGUACAUGGCGCAGUUGUAGACGCUGCGCAGGUCUGUUGUCUGCAAUCGAGGCAUUGUUGAGGAACUGUAAGUGUAGAAAUGGAGUCUAUAAAUGGUCCAGAUAUAGCUUUGUUGCAUAAGGUGUGUGUUCUUUGCUUUUUUAUUUUUUUUAUUUUAAAUUUUAAAAAUCUAAUAAUGUUUUCAGCCAGGUCAAUAUUUCACAUCAUAUUUGUAUGUAUCAUGUUCCCACAACUGUACUGUAUUUUUACAAAUGCAUCCUUUGUGUCCUUUUGAAACACCAUUGAACACAUCAUGACUGCAGGGCAGUUGACGGUAUCUAAUUUAUUAUUUCCCCCCAAGCAAGAGUGAGUUACUUGAAUACGACAAGGUGUCCGAUGUAAUAAAAAACAGGACACUGUGCAUGUGAUGAUCCCCCCCACCAAAAAAAAUCUAUGCCCUUUCUAUGCUCCUUUCCUACUUUUUUCUUUUUUUUAUAGGCUACAUACAUUUUUUUUGUAAUUCCCCCAGAUGUUUUUAAUAAGAUCUGUUAAAGUGCCAGUUUUUCUUUUCCGUUUUAAGAUGCACUUUUACAUGUAAAUUUGUUUGAUAAUAAUUAGCUAAACAAGCAAUGUGUUUUUAAUGAUGCAAUUAGAAACCUUUCUCUUAUUAACUCCAAACCACACUUGCUUUUUAUUGGCCUUCUGUUUGACCAGUAUUUGAAAGUAUUAGAUGUACUAUGUCCUACAGGAAUAACACAGCAUCGUAAUAUUGUCUUUCUACUUCGUAUUGCCUAUUAACAGCGAUAUUGAUGCAUAGUGAAAGGCGCAUAAACCGUUGUUUUCUUUUUAUACACUAUUAAUAAAGGUCAUUUUCCAAG
Molecule: messenger RNA, 3692 nt
Organism: Clarias gariepinus (North African catfish)
Lineage: Eukaryota; Metazoa; Chordata; Actinopteri; Siluriformes; Clariidae
Gene: antxr1c
Product: ANTXR cell adhesion molecule 1c
Exons: 18
Coding region: 561-2210 (549 amino acids)
Cellular component (GO): membrane
Molecular function (GO): signaling receptor activity
Source: RefSeq, a predicted model, not a curated record